GCGGCCGGCGCGGCCGAUGAUUGGCUGUGUCGUGGCGUGCGUGCGCGUUAGGCCCCGCCUCCUGCCACGUCCGUGCGGCGCCUGCGUGGGAGCCGGUGCGAGCGGCGGCGCGGCCUCGUGCGCUGUGCGGGAGCACCUCUUGCUGCCAUGCUGCCCGUAGCGACCGCCAUGCCGGACGACACGCCGAUGUUUGACCCAAGCAUUCUGCACGAGCUUGACUGGAGUGAGAACACAGCCAUGUUUUCUCCUUCUAUUUCUCCUUCGGAGCCAGGAGAUGGGCUGGUCAUGAGACCGCUGUGCACAGCUGAUGUAAAUCGAGGCUUUUUCAAGGUCCUGGGUCAGCUGACUGAAACUGGAGUUGUGAGCCCAGAGCAGUUUAUCAAAACCUUUGAGCACAUGAAGAAAUCUGGAGAUUAUUACGUUACGGUUGUAGAAGAUACGAAUCUUGGACAGAUCGUUGCUACAGCAACGUUGGUGAUAGAACACAAGUUCACUCACUCCUGUGCAAAGAGAGGGAGGAUAGAAGACGUAGUAGUGAGCGGGGAGUGCAGAGGAAAGCAACUUGGGAAACUAUUAACGUCCACUCUUACAUUGCUAAGUAAGAGACUGAACUGUUACAAAAUCACACUCGAGUGUCUGCCAAAAAACGUGGCCUUCUACAAGAAGUUUGGCUAUUUGGUAUCGGAAGAAAACUACAUGUUUCAACGGUUCUUUAAUUAAGAACUUGCAGCACUGUUUUUGUACAGACUGUUGGUGGAGGAGCUCGUGGUACAUUCUCUUCAUGACAAAUUGAUAUAGUUUAUUGCUGCAAAUAUAACGAUCCCUGUAAAUACUGAACAUCAGAUGUGUAAAUCCUGCAAAGAAAAGGCAGCGCACUGACAUUCUAGGAGGGUUCUGUGGGUUAGCUCUUAGAACUAAUUUUUACUACUGUUCAGUCUAAGUGAAGCUUUUUUUGUUCUAGCUGAGUUCAAAGGACUCUUGUUAAAGGGAUGGUUUUUAACCAAAGGUCUAUAUUUUUAUCUCAAAUCUUUUCUUGCAUUGUAUUUUUCUAAAGGUUUGCGCUUCUCUUCUUGGUAGCCAAAGUACAGCUUUGUGGGGUUGUGCUCCUGUCUGUACUUCAAUGAAGGGUGGUGUAGGUGGGUAGGGAUGCUUCUCAUAUGCAGUCAGUAAUACAGGAUGGGAAUUUGUUCUGUUCUUUCCAUGAAACCUCACUGAAGUGCUGUUGAUGUUUGUGUACCUGAAGUUUUAUAGGCACUGCUUUCUGAAACUGGAUUUGUUGCUGUUAGUGUCGUUGGGGGGUCCUUAUGGGCUCUGUUGAAGCCAAUGUUUUGGAGCCUAAAUGGAUGCACAGUCCUCCAUGCAGGGACCCUGCACUUUAGCUGAUAAUUUAAUAUGUUUUCAGGACAAUUAUGUUUUAUGACAAACCAACCCAUGAUUUGCAACAGAAUUAGGAAGCUGGAAUGUCUGACAGGCAGAAUACACCUCAUCUCCAGUGGGCUUUUACUGGUACUCAGUGGGAAUGCCAAUGCCUGUACCUGUAAGAAGGUACCAACACAUUCAGCUUCACCCAACGUAUCCAACCAACUUGCUGUACUUGAACUCCUUUGGGCCAGUUCAGCUCUGGUUUUGCUGGUAACCACUUCUACCUAUUGCAUUUCAAACCAGCCCAGAGAUCCCAGAUCAGUGUCCUGAGGGACAGCUGCUGUUUGCAAGCAUCCCUCUUCUGUAAGAUUGGAUAAAUGAUUUUAGCACUUUUGCCCCCAGAAGCAAGCAAAUAAUAUACAAAGCCCUCACUUCAACAAUCAUGUUUUGUGCAAGGAGAGUGACAAAUCCUCCAUCUCUGAAUAGGGCAUUAUGAAUAGGCAAAGGUUGGCACAGAGCAGCCAGCCUUGUGUGUGAACAGUUAGGCCUUAAGGAAAGUCCUUUCCUUGUAGUGAGGAGAGCUACUUUGAGGUGUGUGGGGGGGUUCUGUUUAAUGUCCCUGAUGGUACUUCACUCAAUACAGUGUCCCCUUGCUAAUGUCUGUUUUAUUUAUUGAUUAUUUUUUAAAAAAAUCUUUGUUUAAGCUGAAUAAAUUAAGACUGCCAACUACA
This is a messenger RNA of Lagopus muta (rock ptarmigan), 2093 nucleotides long. RefSeq names its product glucosamine-phosphate N-acetyltransferase 1 (gene GNPNAT1). The transcript is spliced from 6 exons. The record is from RefSeq and is a predicted model, not a curated record. Gene Ontology annotation, biological process: UDP-N-acetylglucosamine biosynthetic process. Gene Ontology annotation, molecular function: glucosamine 6-phosphate N-acetyltransferase activity; monosaccharide binding. Gene Ontology annotation, cellular component: endoplasmic reticulum-Golgi intermediate compartment; endoplasmic reticulum; Golgi apparatus. Bases 148 to 720 code for a protein of 190 amino acids. Lineage: Eukaryota; Metazoa; Chordata; Aves; Galliformes; Phasianidae.